AUGUCAACCAUUGGGAGUUUUGAAGGAUUGCAGCCUGUGUCUCCGAAGCAAGAGGGAGAUGACCUAAACUCUGAGACUGAUCAGCUGUCCACGGAGGAGGGUGACCCAGGCACUGUCUCAGGGCCAAGGCAGACUUCAAGGCUUCCAAGUGUGACCGAAUCAGCACUCUACCCCAGUCCCUAUCACCAGCCUUAUAUCUCACGGAAGUACUUCAUUACACGGCCAGGGGCCAUUGAGCCUGCCACGGAAGACUUGAAAGGCCACAUUGCCAAGACUUCUGGAGAGAACAUUCAAGGCUUCUGGCUCUCGACAGAGACAGACCACUGGAACAAUGAGGAGAGGAUUUUGCUGGUCACAGACAGGAUUCUCUUGAUCUGCAAAUACGACUUCAUCAUGCUCAGCUGUGUGCGGUUGCAAUGGAUUCCCCUGAGUGCUGUCUAUGGCAUCUGCCUGGGCAAGUUUUCCUUCCCUACAAUGUCACUGGACAAGAGACAAGGAGAAGGCCUUAGGAUGUACUGGGGAAGUCCAGAGCAGCAGUCACUAUUAUCCGGUUGGAACCCAUGGUCCACUGAGGUGCCUUAUGCUACCUUCACUGAGCACCCUAUGAAAUACACCAGUGAGAAGUUUCUCGAAAUCUGCAAGUCGUCCAGGUUCAUGUCUAAGCUUGUUCCAGCUAUCCAGAAUGCCCACAGGAAUUCCACUGGAUCUGGAAGAGGAAAGGGAUUGAUGGUGUUAACUGAACCCGUUUUGAUUGAGACCUACACGGGUCUGAUGUCAUUCAUUGGAAACUGCAACAAACUUGGCUAUUCCUUUGCCCGGGGGAAUGUUGGUUUUUGA
Messenger RNA from Globicephala melas (long-finned pilot whale), 837 nucleotides. It is a transcript of the gene TPRG1, whose product is annotated as tumor protein p63 regulated 1. Gene Ontology annotation, cellular component: cytoplasm. Lineage: Eukaryota; Metazoa; Chordata; Mammalia; Artiodactyla; Delphinidae. The record is from RefSeq and is a predicted model, not a curated record.